GACGCAUGCACAGUCUCUUUCCUCGGCCUCUAGUCUUUCAGGCGUUGGAAGGUUGUCCGCUGCUCUUCUUUUCAACAACCGUUUUACGCCCAAAAAAAAACCUCGGAGCGACGCAUUUGACACUUUAUUCGCGUAAGAAAGGCCACCGCGACAUACUGUUGCAGAUGUCCAGUCGGCCGUGCUCCUCGUCUCUACCUCCAAGUCACCUUUGCCUCUGCGUCGCAUGACCUCAUCACACUGUGGGCCCUCCGCCUCCCUCCCCUCCCCUCUCCACACCAUCACCGCUGCUCAUUUUAAACCUCCACAAACCCCACCCAACCCCCUAUCUCCACCCUUGGACCUAGACACCUCCACCUUCCACAGGGGAGGUGUUCAAACCCAUAAAACGUUGUACAAAUUUGCACAUUUCUGAAGUUUUCCUGGUUGUUUUUGAGUCCGGUUUUCGCGCCGGCCGAGUGAAUCCUGUCAAAACUGGGGCGUGAUUCGUGGGAUGCAACCAUGACGGAGGUGGUGGAGCCCCGGGCAGUGAAUUCGGACUACGCAGUGUCGCUCCUCGAGCAGCUCAAGUUCUUCUACGAGCAGAAGUUGCUUACAGAUGUGGUGCUUCUGGUGGAGGACUCUGAAUUCCCCUGUCACAAAAUGGUGCUGGCCACGUGCAGCUCUUACUUCAGAGCCAUGUUCAUGAGUGGUCUGAGUGAGAGUAAACAGACUCAUGUCCAUCUGAGGAACGUGGAUCCAGUGACACUGCAGAUCAUCAUCACAUACGCUUAUACUGGGAACCUGGCCAUAACAGACAGCACCGUAGAGCCGCUGUACGAGACCGCAUGCUUUCUACAGGUGGAGGACGUGUUGCUCCAGUGUCGCGACUACCUGGUGAAGAAAAUCAACGCUGAAAACUGUGUCCGAAUGCUGAGUUUCGGGGACCUUUUUAGCUGCAGCGAACUUAAACAAAGCGCCAAACGAAUGGUUGAACACAAAUUCCCUCUGGUUUACCGCCAAGACGCGUUUCUACAACUGUCCCACGAACUCCUCAUCGACAUCCUGAGCAGCGAUAACCUCAACGUGGAGAAGGAGGAGACUGUACGCGAGGCCGCCAUGUUGUGGUUAGAAUAUAACAUGGAGGCACGAUCUCAACAUUUGUCGUCAGUUUUGAGUCAAAUUCGGAUCGACGCGUUGUCCGAAGUUACACAAAGGGCGUGGUUUCAAGGUUUACCGCCCAAUGAUAAGUCCGUGGUGGUCCAAGGGUUGUACAAAUCAAUGCCAAAAUUUUUCAAACCACGCCUGGGAAUGACCAAAGAGGAAAUGUUGAUAUUUAUGGAAGCUUUGUCCGAAACGCAAAGCGAAGCAAUUGUAAUGUCCAAUUUGAUCCCCACUACCGUCGUCUGCUACAGCCCGCAAGCGGAGAAAGUCUACAAGCUUUGCAACCCACCUGGAAAUUUGCAGAAAGUUGGGACUGUAGUUACGCCAGAUAACGACAUCUUCAUCGCUGGUGGACAAAUCCCACUCAACAACUCCAUCACAAAUUACGGAAAGAGCGGAAAACUCCAAGCAGUUUUCCAUUCAGUCAAUAGCUUCUUCUGGUUUGAUGCGCAGCAAAACGAGUGGGCUCCCAAGACGCCGAUGCUUUGCGCUAGGAUAAAACCGUCUCUGGUGUAUUGUGAUGGCUGCAUUUACGCGAUUGGCGGCGAUAAUGUUAGUGGUGAGUUGAACAAGCGAACCGUGGAGAGGUAUGAUUGUGAGAAAGAUGAUUGGACGAUGGUUAGCCCGCUGCCUUUCGCGUGGAAUUGGAGCACGUCGGUUGUUGCUAACGAUUGUAUUUACGUCAUGACUCACGAUUUGAUGUACUGCUACUUCCCAAGAGCUGACACCUGGGUGGAGAUGGCUAUGCGCAAAACUAGCCGCUGUUUCGCCUCCGCUGGAGCUUUUGGCGAUUUGAUUUUUUACAUUGGAGGUUUACAUGUUGUUAGCAACUCCGGGAUACGUUUACCGACCAGCACCCUUGACGGUUCAUCCGUUACAGUUGAGAUUUAUGACAUCAACAAGAAUGAAUGGAGAUCAGCCGCUAAUAUACCCGCUAAACGCUACUCCGAUCCUUGUGUCAGGGCUGUUGUUUUGCUAAAUUCGCUUUGUAUCUUCAUGAGGGAGACUCACAUGAACGAACGGGCAAAAUAUGCGAUUUACCAAUACGAUGUGGAAUUGGAUCGCUGGUUUCUACGGCAACCUGUCUCGGAACGUGUGCUGUGGGACUUGGGCAGAGACUUCCGUUGCGCAGUUGGAAAGUUGUACCCCUCAUGCUUGGCGGAAUCUACCUGGAAACCGCCGACAUAUUUGUUCUCACCAGAUGGCGCUGAAGAGUUCGAAGUUGACGGAGAGUUGGUGUCUCUGCCUCAGUACAACUCGUAAUUUCAAAAUGCAAAAACCAAUAAAAGAUUUUGCUUUGGGGCGACUGUGGGGACUUUUUCGAAAGCCAAACUAUACCAAGCAAGUUCACGGUCCUUCCUUCAAAUAUUCUGUGUCAUCAGAACUGUUAAUCUGGAUUGUUGUGGUGGCAAUGCACUUAAAAUGGUUGUAUUGACAAACUGAAAAAAACGGAACCAAAAUCUACGCCCGAAAUGAAAAAAAAAAACAACCCAAAUUUCAUCUGUGACUGUGGCUUCUACCUUCAACUCAUUCACCUGCUCUGCUCUUAAGAUGUUGCAUUAGUCUAGAUGUAAAUGGACCUAUUUGAAUGGUUUCCAAUGCAAGUAAACACAAUAUUGCUGCUAAGAUUACAUUAGAUUAGCAAUAUACGUUCAAAAAAAUCAGGAUAAUUUCUAAAGCAUUUGAGAGAAAACUGAAAUAUGAACUGAUAAACUAAAACAAGAAUCCCAUGCAUUUCAGAACAUGUUUGAAGAGUUCUAAACUACAGGGUUAGCAGCUUUUAUUCUAAACAUAUGACUUAAGUAAUUGCUGUUGGGAAUUCUUAAAGGGCCUGUGCCAGAUUUCCCCAUGUAUUUGAGUCAAUAUUAUGUAUUCGUGUCUUGCCCCAGAACAGAUGUAUUGUAUAAGCAGCUCUUGAGGUCAAAUUAAGUCCUCUGUGUGCUGUCUGCAUCUAAGUAUAGUGUUUUAUUGUCUGAUAAUCAGGAUGUGCUGUUGGCAUGCUAGUUGUUGUUAGCUUUACCAUGAUGGCAAACUCUGGUCUGGUCUCUGAAAGUUGUGAUAAGUGCUUAUAAACUCAUCAUGGUGAAUAAUUAGGAUGCUCUGAAUGCAUACGGUCAGUGAGGAAUAACUUUGGACCACUGCAAACCAUUUAAAAUGAACUAGUUAUUUUUUCACAUUUUUAAAACUGCAAAAAUCAGCUACAAUGCCUUUAAUUAUGAUAUGCAAUUUGAAAUCUGGUUGUGGUUUGUUUUCCAGUCUUAGUUUGUACAUUGCAUUGGAGUCCAUUCAAACCUGCCUACUAGAAUCACUUUGGUAGUUUCUGUAUCUCUUGAACGGGACUAAUCCUGUCCCUGUACUUUCUUGGACCAUCAGCUGUGGAUGUGGAGUUGUCAGAUUAAAAACUGAUAUUAGUGCAUAAUAAGCGGUUAAGUUGUAAACGGCUGGUCCGAUUACACAUCUGUAUCGUCAUUUUCACUGAUAUCACCUCAUUUAAAACUCCAGUCCACGGCACCAUGUACUCUAAGCCUUUUGUCAUAUGCACUUAGGUCUUCCACACAACCGGAUAGUCAACCUCAGUACUGCCAUGUUGGAAAUGCCACAACAUACUUUCCUGGUUCAGACCUGGUUCAGACCUGGUUCAGACCUGGUUCAGACCUGGUUCAGACCUGGUUCCUGUUGGGCCUGGGUCAGUCCUUCAGUUCUGUACCACAACUAGACAAGACCUAGUUUAGUUCUUGUUUGGACCCCCUUCAAGAUCCAGCCUGCAGUUGUCAGUAUCAGAGGAGCUUUUGUCCUGAUUCAGAUGUAGUCUAGACCUGGCUCAGAUCUGGUUUAUUCCUGGUUCAGAUCCAGUUUAGUCCUGGUUCAGAUCUGGCUUAGUCCUGGGUUCUCUUGGCAGCUCUUGGAAUUUAAUAAAACACUUGUUAAUUCUCUGCAUGGUUUCAAAUUAGUAAAUCCAGUGAAAUCAGUGUAAUGAAGGUGGGAGAAGUUACUGAAUGUAGCUUUAACUCAACUAUCUCUUAUGCAGUUUUUGACAGAGCAUUUAUAGUGGCAUUUCCAACAUGGCUUCUGUUUGGUCCAUGUCGUUUCUACAGAAAACCUCAACAGUCCACUCGCAUGUUUUAUUUCCCAUGCUGCUGACCUAGUUAACUAUAUAAGAACUAAGAUAUAAAUAUAUUUUUCAUAUGUUUAAAAUGUGUCUGACGCAGAGAAUUAAUAAUAACCAGGUCUAUUUUGUAGCGGUUUUUAUUUAAUAUUCAAGACUUUACUGUAGUAGUCACUCAUGGGUAGGUUUCCAUUUAAAAAAAAUACAGGAAAACAGGUGGAAAUUCUCGCUGCUGAUUGGUCGGUUUUGUGAGAAUGGGCCGGAUAUUCUAAAAAGGGCGGGGCGUGCUGUACCUUAAAGAAACAGGAGCACAGGUGCUUCAUGGCAGACAUUUUGAGCAUGUUUUUGGCUGCAUUAUAUUCCUUUGGCACUGUAUUUUGAAUGAACGUUAAUUUAUUAAAAAAUGUUUCGAACGUUCCUAAA
Molecule: messenger RNA, 4669 nt
Organism: Periophthalmus magnuspinnatus
Lineage: Eukaryota; Metazoa; Chordata; Actinopteri; Gobiiformes; Gobiidae
Gene: kbtbd2
Product: kelch repeat and BTB (POZ) domain containing 2
Exons: 4
Coding region: 499-2403 (634 amino acids)
Molecular function (GO): protein binding
Source: RefSeq, a predicted model, not a curated record